AUGGUUAAAAGAGGGGACGACAUAAGGUUAGAGGUGUCUACCUUUUAAUCCAUUUCCUACUAGGACUUCUCGUAAGCCGAACCCUUCGUCGAACGACAGUCUUCAUAAUAAGCCUGGCAGAAGUCUUCGACCAUUUCGGUUUGUUCUAGAUUCUGUCUUAACGUCUUUUAAAGGUCGACUGCUGGCAAACUAUCCGUUAAGCAACCGAAACCAUCCACCUCGUAAUUGACUUUACUCGCUUACCUGCAACUUCCUAGGUCUUUAAAGGCUCGUACAAAACUUAAAAGUUCAAAUGUCGCCAAACGUCCGAAGAAGGAGGUUGUAGCGAGCAGUCCGAAAGUAGCCACACGUGUUCCUGCGGAGAAUGUCUCUUCUGACGAACAGAAGCCCAGAAGGCGGCGGCUAGAUGCAGAAGAUUACAUAAAAAGACGGUUCCUAUAUGAGGAUGACACGCAAACCAAGCGUGUUCGUAGUAAAUCCUCGGUCUCUAAACACGCUAGUGACGUUAGCUCGCGAUUCCGAAACAGCGGGUCUACUGCUGCUCUUAUGGCUGUCUCAUCUGCCAACCUGAUGCACAAAAAGCGCAAAAAACACGCGGACAAAGUUAGCGGUCCAAGUAAAAGUCACGUGCCAUUGCGAAGUCGCCGUGGCCGAAAGCCGAAGCCCCGUUCAUAUGAUUCACGCCCGUCGGAAGGGGAUUCCAUGAAUAGAUCUGGACCGAUUGAGGAUUUUGAUAAUGAUACUGAAGACCACACCUCUGACGACGCAAGAAGCCCAGAAUCUGACUAUCCUUACAGACUCGACGACUUCCGCCACUAUGAAAGACCAGCUGGUGACACUAAUCCACUCGCGCCGCUGUUCCAUAACGCGAAGCACCCUUCAUAUCGGAAUCGCGAACUAAGUCUUUCGCCCGAAGAAAUCCACGUGCGUUUCCCAUCAGUACUACAUUUUUAAAACUUCUUAAUGCCUUUUGGUCAAUAUGUGAAGUUGUGCGUCUUUUGUAAGUGAUAAUCUUGACUUGUCAUUAAUUCACGAUGGAAUUAGGUUGCUUUCAUCUACGAAAAUAGCAAAGCAGCUUUACGUCCUCUAGGUUCUUAUAACAUUUAGCACUUCUGUCACGCCACCCAUACUCCGUGGUGGCGAAGUUACCUUCAACUUCGUUUUCUGUACAUUUAGUCGGACUAAAUUACUUUAACGCUACUAGUUACCUUGAAAUUCAAAAGAAAGCAUGCCGAAAACGGCACCUGAACUGUCUUAAUGGUCAAGAAACAGGAGCAAAUUUGGCCUGUUGUCUUCUAGGCCUAUGAUUCUGGCAUUCCCCGGCGAACCGAUCAAAGACAGAUUGGGGAAUGGAGCCUGAGCUCUGGUUGUCGAACAUCUGGGCUAGUGAUUGUUCUACUGUCAAAAGUCCUGUCGUCUUGCUAGGAAUUUCUUCUGCCUAGAGUUCCGCCUUUGGUGUUCUAGACCAGUUUGUCAGGGUUUAAAUAGAUCUAGUUUGUCGCACCCGGUUAGUGUACUGCCAGAAUUCAUAUUUGCUCUGUUCCUUUGACUGCGAGUUCAGUCGGACAUGACAGAAACUGCCCACUAACUCAAACUAUUUACAGAGCACUUUUCCACCGCCAAUAUUCUUGAGCACAAACAAUGCGGUCAUCUCCGUCUUGGAGCAGCUGGUUGUAGAGUCAGCCUUGCCUUUAGGCCUUUCUGGGACACUACGCGUGUAUUUACAAAGAAUAUUGUCAUACGACGUGGUAGACAACAUUGAAAAGACAGUCUGUGUUUGACUGGUCGUGGGUGCACGUGAAUAGACUGUGUAUCGUGACUGUCCGUCUAGUUGUUGAGCCGCGGGCUGCUAAUCAUUUGUCCUCGAAUAAGUUGCAGCUUAUAGAACCGAAUGCGGGACGGUGGGAGCCCCAAGAAUAUAUGGUUUGCCUGUUUGCCUAGCUGCGGGUUAUUUCCUGUGUCCAGAGAUAUAGGCUUCAAUCGAAUGUUACGGCGAAGUAAGUCAUCAGCUCUACCUUCAAACCUGAUUGGACGCGGAUUUUUCGAAUUGGUUUCUCGCAAAGAAGUCAUAACUGUGUUACGUCGUAAAUUUUCCCCGCCAUUCAAUAGGGCUUCCCAUCCCGCCGCUGUUUCCGUCUCGGAUUUGUACUUCAACCAUUGGUAGGGCAGGAUCUUGAGCUGCCGGUCUUAUUGUCGCCGAUCUUGAACCUCUGCGUCUUAUGCCGUGGACCUUAGAACCCUUUAGGCUAGUGUCGGUUCUAAUCGGCACUGGUUUAAGUUCGACUUGUGCAUGAUGAUUCAUGAGUAGCCAUUCUUGCAGACAUCAGGCGUCCUCGGUCUUGUUCUCUAGGCCAUUGCAGCACUCGUGUACAGUCCUAGUCGAAUCCACGAUUUGAUUUCAUGGCCCUCCUAUAUUCUAUUGUCCCCUCACAAUUGUAUUGUCUCUUGAUGCUUGAGGAAUAUCCUCUUCCGCUCUAAUUUCUAGCAUGAAUUUAGUCCACUAAAACAUUUUAGGGUCCUUGCAUAGUUCUUUUGUCUUGAGAGAUUUCGUCCCCGGCAUAUCGACUAGAGAAUCCCUGCAGGCGUUGAAAUCCACACUAAUCCACUAGUUGUUCUAGGAAUUGCUUCCACCCCUGAAAGCUUUGCCUUAACAGGAGGAAGGAAACCAAAGAACCGAUUUGCCACCAAAUUUCAGAAAAGUAACUUUAUGAUUGUUCAUCAGCCAAACUGUUCGUUUUGCCGCAUUUUUAUUCGUCUCUUCUUGAGAACUGCUACGCCGCACAGUACUACGUUUAGUCCACCAUACCAGAUUCGAUGCAAUGUUCGUCACUGACGCUCGAGGUACGGAACCGAACAAUAUGUGCUGUGCAUGUGACAGCGAGAUGCUGGUAACGGCGACAUACGCAGGAGGCUAGGCGAAACGAACAGUACUACUUACCCCACACGAAUCCGCCUUUAUGCUCAUUCGCACGUCGUGGCUUAAACGCAGCGGUCCGGCACUAGUGUAAAUCAUCAUGCUCUCAGUCUCGAGAUGCUUUAUUUUCUCAGAAUUUCGAUCGGCAGUCUGUGCAGCUGCCUAACUUUUACCGUCAGUGAGAAAUCUUAGAUUCCUACCGAAAGAAUGUCUACUCGAUUAUUAACUCGUCCGCUUCUAUAUCGUUAAGGAAUAUAUGCAGUCUGUGGUAUACGUUAUUUACGGUUAUUUUCGUGCUCUGGUGUACGGCGAUGGACAGUCGCCAAGAUGUCUGGGCCGGUUGGUCUAGAGGUUGGACCGAUUGCUUCUUCCAACGAGAUGUAUUGUUUAACGUUGUCGCCGUCACCUCCCGUUGGUUAUAUUUUAUCCUUGUGAUGGACGGAUUCCUGGAUGGGGUCUUCGGGGUCUGACUGUUGCUUGUUUGGACGUGGCCGAUGUCGUUUUGUUCCAGAAAUCACCGCCUUCGUGACGUGCAAAUUUCGGAAAUCAAGCUAGUAUCGGAUAAUUAGCUCUAGUACCAUCAGUUAGUCAACUUGUAUCUUUGAAUUUCCUGUGCUUCUUUAACGCGAGUCGCCAUCUAAUAUCACUUUUAACGUAUUCUUGAGGGUGGUCACUUCAAUGAUUGACGUCUUUUUUGUCCGUGGGUCUCGCCCACUUAACGCGCAAGCUGUACUUUAGUCUAGGUUUUACGAGAACAUAUUUGGGACCGUCUUCGCUACUCGAUUUCUCUUUCCCAAUUCCCUUUAUGACUUAGAACAAAAUGUGUUUCUUCGUAGGAAGUAAGUUGCGCUCGUUGUAGGUGCGCUUUCCAACCUCAUACUUUGGAAGCCAGUACCGUUUUUAACAGUAUUGUGGACUGUUGAAUGGAAAACCAGCACUGUAGAGACCCUGAGCAGAGAAAUCCGGUCCUGUUUUAUGACCCGACUUGACGGAGAAGGCAGUAACCAGUGGUCGUCACUGAAAAUGGCAGUCUAUGGGACAGCUGGGAAAAUCCUUGGAUAUACCCAGCGACGCCGCAGUGACUUGAUCAGCAGGAGAACCCUGCAGUUGUCUGCUCAGGCGGCUCGAGCCAGGUCCCGUAAUGAGGAUUAUUUCCGUCAACUUCGGAAGAUGAUGACAAAGUCAGCCAGGGAUGACCUGAAGCAAUAUUGGGCUGAAAUAGCGACCUCCAUGGAACAGGCCUCGAACGUUGGUGACACUCGAAAACUCUACUAACUUAUCCGCCAAGUUAGUGGUAAGCUCUCUACACUGACUGACUCUGUUCGAGACGUGAAUGGCGGCUUUGUUGCGGACAACUCGGCCAAAGUCGAGCGCUGGCGUGUGCACUUUGAGCACCAUCUCAACUUCGAUACCCAACCCACCUCGCUUUUGCUCUCCUCUGCACCGGAGUUUCUUCCCUCUCCAACCUAUGCAGUGCCGCGCGACCCCCCUUCUGAAGGAGGUCGCAGAUAUCAUACGAAAGCUACGCAACAGCAAGGCACCCAGAGAGGUCGGUAUACCCGCUGAAAUCGACAAGUCUUGUGUCGAUCCUCUGACGCCCCGGCUCCAUGAGGUGAUUGAACAAGCGUGGAGAGACGAGGUUGCUUCUGAUGACAGGGGCUUAGGCAUCCUAGUACCUAUUUUCAAGAAGGGAGAUAAGGCGAGAUGCGAGAACUACCGCCGCAUAAGCCUUAUCGACUGUGAUGCGAAGAUCUUCGCUAUUGUCCUCAGGCGAUUCUAGGCUGUGUGUGACUCUAGGACGAGGUCCAACCCAGCCGGAUUUUGUGCUGUACCUGGAUGUGCGGACCAACUAUUCACACUGAGACGCGUUCUCGAGUUCCGCCAUAGCUACCAGCAACCGACGGCCGUCUGCUUUGUUGACUUUGCCGCCACGUUCCGUCCAUCGUGAGUUCCUGUGGCGGAUAACGGCGCUAGCUGUUGUACCGCUAACAAUCAUCGCCAUGAUCAAGACCUAUUAUCGCUCCACCACCGCGCGAGUUCUGGUCCGCAACAAUCUUUCCCAACCGUUUGGUAUUCGAUCUGGCGUUCAACGGGGUUGUAUCCUGUCGCCCAUUCUGUUCAACUACGCUAUUGACUGGAUUCUCGGGAGGGCCCUAUACGAAGGUGACGGUGUUGAGUUCGCACCCGGACGCCGACUGACUGGUCUCGACUAUUCCGGUGAUAUUGCCUUGCUCUAAGUUUUGACGACCUGCAGUCAAUGGUGUCACGGGCGAACGAGGUCGCUCAAUCGGUCGGUUUAUCCAUAAACGUCGGGGGGACCGACGUGUUUUCAAGCAGUAUCCCUGACCAGGGGAAGGCACCUCUGGGGAUUGAUGGCUGUCAACUUGAAGAAGUAGACAGUUUUAAAUACCUCGGGGCGAGGCUACUACCGAAUGCGCAGAGUUGGGACGACAUUGUCCCCCCAAAUGAUGCUGCCCGGUGGGUUUUCUCGAGCCUUGGAAAGUGCCUAUGGUUCCGACGCGACAUCUCCAUCGCCACCAAGAUUCGUGUGCACCGUCCAUCUGCCCGGUCAGUUCUUCUCAAUGGUUGUGAAUGCUGGGCUGUGCGCGUGGAAGACGAGCGAAAACUGGAGGUAUUUGACCACCACUGCUUGAAGGCCAUCCUUCGAGUGAAGUAAACCGUGACUCCGUCUCAAAUGAGACAGUCCACUCUCGCUGCGAUACCAUCGCAAGGAUAACCCAGGCCAUCCAAGAAAGUCGACUGAGGUGAUUUGAGCAUGUUCUUCGUCGCCCACUUCGAUCCGACACAGUUGCCCCAUUGGCCGCUUCGAAGAGGGGGUCAACUCAAAACCUGGCUCGACACAGUUCGUCAAGACAUGGUGGUGGUUCUUAGAUCGCCGAUAGAAGCGAACAGGCGAGCCCCAGGCAGCAGUUCAGAAGACGAAGAUGCGAUCACUGGAACAAGAAAUUUAUUACCCUGACGUUUCGGAUUCCCUCUCGAACCCAUCAUCAGAGACAGUCGCAAAUAAGGGUAAUGGGGCACAAGCAGUGCAGUAUUUAUAGCACGUGGCUGCCGUGGGACCAUAUGCGUACUGUAAUUAACAGCUCUCGCAAUCACCGCUGGGGUCGUAAUUGAUGCGAUGGUGGCUUGUCAGUCCGCGUCCGAGUCACUAAUGGCCAUGAUUUCGCCAUCCGUGUUGGAUGUUGGUGGAACGAUUGCUCAGCAAAUUGGCUCACUGUCAUUGGGAUAAUUGCUCUCCCGCGCCCUCCCCACUUGACUGAUUUCCCUGCCCGGGGAGAAUCUCAGCACGGAAUAUGGUAGCGGGAGGUCAUUGCGCUGGUUGAUGGAUUGCGGACCUGAGAACCAUGACUCGAGCAGCUCGCGGCUCACGCGGUUGUCAGCCCUUGCAAGAAUUUCGGCCCCUUGAAACUUGAAAAUAUGACCGGGUCCCGUCGAAUGAGCUGCCACCUGAGAGCUAGCGUCUCCCGCCUCACUGCUGCUGCGUGCUCGGCAAUUCGCGUACGGAGUAAUCUCCCAGUUUCUCCGACGUAGUUGCUUUGUCCACAACUGCACCAGAUCCGGUAAACGACUCCAGACGUUUCCCACCGUGGCAGUGGGUCUUUGGGCCCCAUGACUUGGCGCCUGAUGGUUGCUUCGGUAUUCGGUCUCCGUCGUUGACGAAGAGAAUGGGUUACACUGUUCAGAUCUCCCGCGGAUCGUCGCGCCUGGUGAGGUACAGUUCGGGGCAUCAUCGAGACUGGCUAGAUCAGACGUGUUCGCAUUCGUACCAUGUACAAGUAAGCAAGCAAGUAUAAGUACUGUUGAACGUCUGGUGUCCCCCAUUUCACCGGUCUGGAUGAGGGUUAACAAGGCUGCAACUUCGAUACUGAAAAACUUGCAGUCUCUUUGUCUUGAAAAGACGCAUGCUCCAGUUGCGCGAACCAAAAACAUCAAAGAAUCAUCCUGUAGUUUUAUUCAUGCCAUUUGCCGACUUAAACGUGUUUUUGUGAUAAAUGUCCGCCUUGUACUCGCAUUCUAUUUCAUGUUAUGCUCUCGAAACGUUCGAGUCAUAGACGUUUUUUUUAUACUACGGGGCUUUUUGGGCCUCCUGAGCCGCUCACAUGCUUUACCUUGCCUUGGCGUCCGAUUCCCUGACUAUCUUCAGUCAUUCAGUGUAUUUAUCUUUUUUUCCGACCCAUUUUAAACAGAACCAAAAUGACCAGAGGUUCACUCCGUUCUCCGAGUUCGUCCUUGAUGAUACUGCUGAUGGGUUGACUCGUGGUGUGAACCCUCAGAUGCCAAACAGGAAACAGCGUCAUCGCUUUGUCCCAAAACCAACCCGGAAGCCAGAAAUUCCAAAGCCUUUAUCUUCGUACCCUGGAAAAGGUUUUGAUGGUAGGAAGCAUUAAGGUCGCUUUUGUGCUAAGGUCAUUUAGAUGGUUUUCCCCAGCCCCCUCUCUACCACUAGCAUUUAUAAAUGUCCUCUGUAUCGCACUAGUUUUUUUUCUUAUGAGACAUUGUUUCGAUACUGAAUCAACGAACUAUUAUCCUUAGUACAUGCCGCCUUUUUUCCGUUCUCGAACAUUUUGAAAUCCGUUCGAUCUUUGAGUCAUUACGCAUGUCUUUUGCGUUUUACGAACAUUCGUGCUAGUUAUUCACGCAUGUCCGCCAAAUGCCGCUGUCAGUGCGCUGAAACAAGGUUAAGCCACGGUACCCGCCGUGACGUUAUAGCAGUUUUAUCAAACUAAUCACUUUUUUAGACAUAUUCGGUGCUUGCACUGUUCUGUUUCACGUACCCUGAAUGUCUGGCCGCGAAAUAUACGUUAUAUGCGCUUUUCCGCUUUACUCAGAACUGUAUCUGGAUUAUUUCGCUCGUCCUGGACUGUAUAUCGGUUCUCACUGGGAUCGAGUAGUGACCUAUGCGUUUUCCAGGAAAUAUUUUUACUACUAUAAUUAAAGUAGUCGGCUGUAUGCAUGCCUUCCUAAACCUGGCAAUAUAUCCUACAGUUACAGAAUUUGAAACCCCCGAGAAGGCGAGCUUCCAUGGUCACAGUGAUAUCAGCCCUAUUAUGCCCGUUCCUGAAAACGUAAGCGAAAGCAUCGAGCUCCACAACACCCAACAAGAGCCCCCGAUGGAACAAUUGAACCUACAAGUUGACGGCAAAGAUCAGUUGCUAGCUCCACACGAUCCGGCUGUUGUGGAUGUUGAUGAAUUUUCCGGAGACCUCCUUCACCAACGAAUGGCCGCCGUUCCAGCUACUGGUAGCAGCCGUCGGAAAUCGCCUAUCCGUCCCAUGCAAGUUGUUCGGACAGAGCCCCUAAUCUACCACGAUCCCGUCGGCCGUGAGGCCCGGUAAGCUACCUCGACUAUCCAUUUUUGGCCUCAGAUCAGCCUUCACGGGGCUCUAGGAGAGCCAUCCUCAAUUUUAGUCCGAUAUUUCCUCUGCGAAAUGCGUCGUAAGCUGUAGCAUAAGUUUAAGUCGAGCUCCACACGGCCCAAAGUGUUACUUCGAAUUUUUUGUUGUUGAAAGUCGUGCCAAUUUUAAAAUUGUGAAUCCCAGUAGACUGAAAAGUACAUAGAGCUUUCGCUCCCUUCACUGCGCUGGGUCUGAUGCCGCCACAACUAGAUCGCGUCCAAGGUGCGAUGAGUCUGCUACCCGCUACCACUACUCGAGUUUGUUUCAUCUCCGAGAUAUCCCGUUUCGUGUCCACAGCAUGGCCUGUUCGUUUUGGUUCUCACCGCUGGUGGAGCUCCUGUAGACGACAACCUGUAUAAUGACGGCGUUGCAUGAAGGAUGGCCGUCUAGGUUGGUAUGGUCAUAUGCUAAUUUUUACGCACAAACAGUCAUGGGAUGUGGAAAGCAGACGAUAGCACAUUGUUGCAACUAAAUCAAAGUAGAGUGAAUGUGCCUCUUUGGUCCGCUAACUGUCUGGUAGCUGGAAAGUGUCAUUAGAGGAUUAUUUCGACCAGAAAAGACUCACAGCGAAGGCCACAAAACGAAUGAUGCAUUUUAGUAUUCAGACAUCUUUUUACACAAGGGCAGCGAAGGAUAAGAGGGUGAACGCAUACAAGCAAACCGCCAUAGGUCUACUACGAUAUUUUUACCAGCAUUAUACUAAAGACAUGAAGUGUGAAGAUGGUUGGAGCGGGCGGGCGGAUGAUACGGCACCAUCAGGAUAUUUAAGAUCCCAGUUCGGAUCAAACUGUGCAGCAUCCUGACCUGUAACAGUUUAAAGCAGUUAGCUGAUAUUUGGAUGACAGUGCCGAAACAGUCAAAUUCAUGGUCACUCUUUUUUCGACCACUGCCCCGAUUUUUUGAAACUUUUGUCUGGCGACCGGGUUAGCGUAAAUACCAGUUUUUAGAGUGAAGGGAAUAAAAGAAGACAAAGAUUCGCACUGUGCAGUAUAAAUGUAUAUCAAGCAAAUAAUUUCAGAAAUUAUUCGGUGCAGGACGUAGAAUUAAGUCUCUGGGACAUGACUUUAGGGUUAGACCCGAAACUUCAGUGAACAUUUGAGUCGCGGGCAAUCAACUGCUGUGGAAUAACCACGUAAUGUCCAUUCUACAAACAAGACACAUGUUCGCCAAUAUUCUGCCGCUGUGUGACACAGCUGCGAGGGGCUCGGCUCCUCAGUGAGUCCCCUAGCGUCCCCUGUGCGGUUUCUGGUAUAUCCAUUCCAGAGAAGAACCAAGCGAAUAAUUUCAGAAAUUAUUCGGUGCAGGACAUGUAUAUAGACAAGGUGACACCAACAAAGAGAAGGGAGACUGGGAUGGUCAUUUCUGGCUUAUUAGCCGCCAUCAGCCAGUCAUACCCAAUCAUAAGUGUGAACCACUUGGGAUUCAAACCCGAAAUCUCCGUUCAUUAAGUCGAACGCUCUACCAAUGAGCCACGGGCUCGUUGCCCUGUCGAUUCUAGACUGAGCUCCAAGACGAACGAGAAGAUCAUGUCCUUUCAUCGGUGAGAAUUCCUCAAAGGUCGCAGGCUGAAGAAGCAAUUUCAGCCCUCAAAGCAAGUUAAAGUAUAUGUCAUAGAAUAUGGGCACAAAAGCUGCCUUCUUGUGCUCAGUAGGUAGCAAAUGAGGUCUUAUUCAAAUUUCAUAAUCGAAGAAAGGACUUCUCUUGACUUUGUGAAACCUUUCUUAUUUCCGAAUAAUUUUGAACCCAAUCUGCAGUUGCACUUGCAUUCAGGUUUCCAAAACUAGAUGCAGCAUACUAGACCUCUGACGCGCACCGGCGCAGGCUUCGGCCAACCAUAGAAUGACCAUUUCUGGCUUAUUAGCCGUCAUCAACCAGUCAUACCCAAUCUUAAGUGUGAACUACCUGGGAUUCAAACCCGAGAUCUUUGGUCAUUGAAUCGAGCGCGCUACCAAUGAGCCACGGACCCGUUGCCCUGUCGGUUGUGCUCGGGAAUAUAAAUUAUGGUAGAUAGGUGUUUACCGAUCAGGUUACGGAACUUGCUUGUCCCGUUGUGCUUUGGAGCUCAAACUAGAACCCUCGCAGGCAGUCGCAUAGCGACUAGUGAUAUGUGUAGAUAUGGUGAUACCGACAAUGACAAGGGAGACCGGCUAAUAAGCCAAAAAUGGCCAUCCUUGUCUCCCUUUUCUUUGUCGGUGUCACCUUAUCUACAUAUAUCACUAGUCGCUAUGCGACUGCCUGUGAAGGUUCUAAUUUGAGCUGCAAGGCACGACGGGACAAGCAUGUUCCGUGACCUGGUCGAUGAGCGUCCAUCUACCAUAAUAAACGUAUAUAUUCGUUCUACACUGCAAAGUUGCUUAAGACAUCAGUGGAUGGGAGCCGGUGGUCCAAAGCAAUCUUUUAGAACCAGGUGAUGACCAGAGCGGUGUCAUCUCAACCUUUUGGCAAACAACCGGUCAGUAAUGGAUUCGAAAUCACCACGUAGGGAAGGGGGUGUGGGAAGGGGCAUUGCGCUCUUUUUAGGCCAGGAGGGGAGGGGGUUAAAUAAAAGUUUGUUAUCCUAAUUAAAUUAAAUCCUCAGCACAAAGUUGUCUCUCGGUCUAGAAGCAGUCAGUCGUAACUGCACUGCCAGGGCUAGGCCUGGUGCGGUCAUGCAAAACCCUACUGACAACAGAAGGGGAAGUGGAUUUCUUGUUAUCCAUGCUCAAACAAAACCUACCUUUGCCUAGGCUUGUUGGAUUUCGGCGGAAAUUAAUGCGCGAACUUUAAGCCCUUCAGAAGGAAGCCUACUAGGGUCGGUUCGGAAGUUUACACAAGCUGCAAACAAUCAGUCAGUAGUAUUCAAGUACCGGACGGUUUACCAUACUGACAGCUCAUACACGCGUGUUUCACCGAUCUUGUGCCGCUGCAUAACGCUGCCGCGAGUUGUUCGGUUCAUCGGUGGGUCACCCCAGCCCUUCCCAUGUGCCUUCUGGUAUAUGAACUCCUACCCUCAUUAUUCGAACAAGGCCUGUAUUUUCGCCGUUUUUUCGGUCUUGCCUACGCGUUCAUCGGUCUCCAUUUGUAUAGCAGCCGGCACCUAUUUCACCUCUUUUCUAGACCCUACAUAGUGGACUCCAUUCACGCUAGAUUUGGUGGUGGCGGCGGCGGUGGCGGUACUAACCUCGUUCAACAACAACCCGUCCUCACCAGUGCUAUGUCCCAGUCAGAUAAUCCGGAUGGCAUGGAUGGUGGCAUGCGCACUUUUCCUGAUCAAAUUCACACCGGACUGGUUGAUCUCUGUGCUGCUGCGCAUGAUGAACUGGUUGAUUUGCACUCCACGACCGAGGGCGGCUACAUUUCCCCAUCUUCGACUGCCUCCUCUGUACCCGGAAUGGGCGAUUUGAGUAUGACUGUGGGCCCGGCACCUGUCACGGCAGUGACGAAAUUGCCGGUCGUAAGCAUUCCUCAGCAGUUGUCCGUCAUUAGUCCCAAUGUGGUCUCCGUCCAACCUGGUAAGUUUAAAUCUCCAUACUCUAUGCCAUAUACAGUCUCACUUCCAACCGGUCAGUUAGUUUUUCGUUGAUCACUGUCUCCACUAACGAUAGUUCGACCGUCGUUGCUGACGAUGUCCACCGUGUGCUCAACAGCAUGGUGAAGCAGGGGGCGGUGACUUGUGCGUGAAUAAGUUUAUAGUGGUAGUAGACUUGCACAGCAUCUAUCGCACUCCCCUACCCACCUGGACCCGGUGUCAAGAAGACCGGAGGCGGGGAGGACGCAAAUGGGUGGUGCGGUCGAACCCGCACCUUGACGCUCCACUCCACACCUCCCGGACCAGGAUUGUAAUCAACAGCAACAUUGGGGAGGACCGCAGGGGUCCCAAUGUGCGCGACGUCUGUCGGCAACUGGGUCUGCAGCCGCACCCCAAAAUGUUGGAAUUUGUUAUGCUGCGCAAGUCCGAUAACGCCUGCCAGGGUCCGAUGUGGCCCCAGUGUCGGUUCAGUGCAUCUACCGCGUAGUCCGUUUGGGGGACAUGCCUCCGCUAACAGCCACCCCUCGUCUUUUGUGAGCUUUCCCACAACUUUUGUCUGUCCAUCGGGAUACCCUGCUGUGGAUCAUGCUGCAUGUUAGCAUGCCAUCGAAGUCACAUCGCUCUGUCCAGCUCGUUUACACCCAAAUCAAGUUUUUGGAGGGACAUCUCUGAUGUCACUUCAGGCCUCUAUCGGAGUUGUGCUUUCCCACCAACUCUGUUCAACCACACGUUGGUUUGGGUUCCUUAACACGCAUUCGUGGUCUCCGUGUUGCAGAUCCUGUCGAAGCUGAUUCCGCUUCAGUACUGCCGAGCUCUCUACUAAACGGGCGGGCUGAGAGUGCAAUCAGCUACCGGUCCAACCGGCGCAUCAAUUUCGUCCGAACCGGCGGGGGCAGAACUGCGUGUGUGCAAGCCAUCUUCUGAGUCAGUUCUUUUACACGGAUGGGUAAUACGACAUUUGGGAAGUAUUCUUAACCCGGAUGCAUUCGUUCGACAGCGUUUACACUCGCAUUCUUCGAAUGAGCCUCUGACUGUUCAGAGGUGAUACCUGCAGGAAAUCUGGAAGUAACCUGGAGACUGCUAAGCACUUGCAUGUAGCAUGCCCCUGCCGCUGUCGUGUUCUCGGUCCGGAAUGGGACUCUUAGGCGACGACCACAAAUACAAUGUGCCUGAGAGCAGGGAAUAUUGGCUAUACUACCCCACAACGAUACUGAAUUCAGUAACCCCACGGACCACCCCCCUCCGCUGUGCACAAGCGGACACUGCCUGGCACUUGAGUCGCAAGCAAGCGAAGCUCAAUUUCGGUGUCCUCCGUCAUAUUAGUCAAGCACUCAGUACACAGACCGUCAGUACCUAACGGAUCACACCCCUAUGCCGUUUCUGACUCAAACAUGGGGCACAUUGGAUGAAGGGUCUGGUGUAGCAAGUGCAAAACCUGGGUUCACACACACUCACUGCGCUGCGACUCGUAUCGCUGUGUCACGGACCCUGACCGCACUCGUGAGACCGUUCCUGGUGUUAGCAGUUUCAUCGACAGCUGUGAUUUCUUGCCCUGCACAUAACCACUACUGCAACAAUCUCCUAGACUACAGUCUAAUAGUUUCUCCCACAACUGUCUUCAUUGGUUUUCGGCGUCACAAAAGCGACAGCUUCUUACACCAAAGCCAACCAGACAUUACUUACCCACCAACUGUUUUUGGCCAUUUCUCUUGCCGCGUAGGCCUUUGAGCGCUUUUGGUCAGACAGGAGCGAAUUUCGCCGGGCAACUGAAGCAAGUUUUCACGGUGGACGACAGAUAACGACUGGAAAGGGAGUUUGCCUCGAGCAGUAGCAUUUACUUCGGCGCCACCAGUUAUCGCCGACUUAAAAAAACUUUGUUUGCUUUCUUCAAUUGCCGUCAUCUCAACUGAGUCAUGCGGGAAAAACACGGCCAAAUCCAUAGAGGGUUCUUUUUGCGAAAUACAAUUUUGUGGAGGCGAUAGUCGUGAGGCGCCUUGAAACAUAAUGUGUUUCCUGAUGGGACACUGCCGGUUUUCAUAAAAUACAAUGUCAAGUCGAUUCGUACUGUUUGCAUUUCUGGCUUUCCGCUGAGCUCUCCAAAUUCUGCUCGAAGUCUUUGUUUUCAUUGAAUUCACCUGUCCACUGUUUUGGGGUGUCUACGUGUAGCCAAAUAUCUUAGCUAGCAGAAUUGUUCGAAAAUGUGUCACAAUGUAACCCUUUGAGAACUGUUUAAACGUUUCUGGUGAUUUAGACCUAAGAUCUCCCAAGUGGUGGUCUUGAGGCUUCUGUCAGAACAUAAAUUACGUAAGGUUCGUAGACUGAUUGGAGAUAUUCCUGAUAGAUUCGAUUGCCUUAUGCUCUUCAGGAUACCUUUUUUGAUUAUGUCACGUUCUUGAAGGAACACGCGUAUACCGUCUCUUGAUAGCAUUACAAACUUGCAAAAGCAAAGUUAGUACCAAAGAUUGUGGUUUACUGGGGUUUUUGCGACCAAAAUGUCUCGUCUUCAGCAACCAACUUCGAAUGACUUUAAUUGAACGCGCCCGGUUUCUAGGUGAAGCAUUAUACUGAAUAUGUCCCUUAAUCGCUCUGGCUUUGGACCGUUUUCCACCCAAAGUGGUGUUAAGAUGAAUGGUAGCCGAACUUUAAGCCAUCCAGCACGCAACAUCGUGGGUACUGCCUACUUUUGUGCCCGAUAUUUGUCAUCACUCCUUGUCCGGUUUAUUUGCCGAUGUUUUGGAUUUAAAACCAUGCACUCUGACCUUUCCACUUUCGAUGUAGUGUUUUGUCCCUUUUUAUCAGAAUAAAGCGUGAUUUACUGGAGUUUAUGGGGGAUUUGUAUUUACACAGCUUAUUUUUUGUUACCUUUCUAGUUGUGCUGACCUUAUAUGUAACUUUCCAGGCCACAUAUUCGUAGACACCAGUGCUCCAAAGAUCCGUCCCGGGACGCAGGCGUUUGCCUUGCCAGUCAAGUCAGCCACGCCUAAGUACACGGGCUACUCACCCCACGGCCAAAGCAAACCGCAGUCUAACUUGAACAGUCCAAUUUCCGGCCUAAAGGCUUCCGGUUCGUCUCGUCGGCGUCCGACCAUUUUAAAACGCGCAGGAACCAGCACGUCAUCCGUCUCAGCUUCAAGUACGACCCAAACAAAGCCUGUCGUGUCAUACGGUAAGUUUGGUUUCCAAAGGGUUUUUGAGGCAAUUUUAAGGAAGCAUCUGAAGGACUUCUCGGAAGGUGAUAUAUUCUUACCAGGUCUUAGUCAUUGCUACAGUGAGUGACUGAUCUCAUGAAAUGUUGGCUGAAAUUUUGAAGUGCGUUUUCGAUUAGGAAGGAUUACUUAGGCGCGAUUGUAAUACUGAUUAUCUUACGGUAUAAUCCUAUAAUAUUUCGGACUUGACAAAAUGUCAGCUUUUGAAUACACUGCCUUUCAAACUCCUGUGGAAGCCGUACUCGGUAAAAUGACUACUUAAGUAGCAUGCAUUUUCCCCAAUUGAUUUUCGAUGGUCUUGCAAAUUCAAAUAUAUUUUAUAGAAGCUCAAAGUUGUUCGGUAGAGAAUCACGUCAUCUUUAUAUUUUAUGCUCGAAUGAGUAUAAUCGGGUUUUUAAAAAAAGUUUCUCAUUAUGAGAUUUUUAAGACAGCGUAAUGUCCAUUCAUAUUGCAUCUUACCUGUUCGUUUACCACUGCUCCUCAUGAGGUGCACAACAUAGUCCGCAUCCAUUGCAAAAUUUUCUGAACUCUAUAUGAUAUCUUUUUAAAGACAUAGAAGAAUAUGUGAUUUUCUUUACGCGGAACGCAUGCACCUUGUGGACUGAAAUCACUAAGCGCUAAUGUAACGACUGAUCAGGCUCCAAAUUAUUCGGUAAUUAGAAAACUUUUUUAAAACCUAAUUAUACCCCUUCUUCGAGUAUAAUAUAUAAGGAUGAUGUGAUUCUCUAUCGAACAACUGAAAGAAAGCUUGGGGUUUCUGUAAAAUAUAUUUGAAUUUGUAAGGCCAUCGAAAUCAAUAGGAAAAUGCAUGCUACUUAAGUAGUCAUUUUGUUACCGAGUACGGUUUCCACAGGAAGUGUAUUCAAAAGCUGACAUACUGCCAAGUCCGAAACAUUAUAGGAUUAUGCCGCCAGAUAAUCAGUAUUACAACCGCGCCGUCCUAAUCGAAAACGCAUUUCAGCCAACAUUUUAUGAGAUCGGUCACUCAUUGCUAGACACCUGAUUGUCGCACUGUUGUUUGGUUGCUCGUGAUAACUCGAGGCACCACGAUGGUCUAAAUUACGCAGUCCUGUAACGCUGCUAUCCACCCAAUUUAGCACCCACCUUGACAAUGACGUGUCCUACCGGCAUUCCCCUAGUCUCACAAACCUCCGUGACUCGCAUCCAACCGCCAUUUAUGCGCUCGCUCGGCGCGCUUACUGCGGGUGCAGGUGGUUUACAAAAACUACCACUGGGCGUUGGCGCCUCCAUGGACUCGGGCCUGAUUGUUGAUUCCGCUGCCGCGACUGCAGGCUCACUUGCCGGAGGCCAGUUGGUUCGACUUGUGCCAUCCAAUGCAACCACUGUUAAUACUCCUGUGGCCUACGCAGUUGUGACCUGCGCGGCACCCACCGCGCCUACGAAUCAAACAGCCAGCUCCCGGUUGUUUGGCCGAAAAUCGCAUGCCCCUGAACCCCGCCAGGCAGUCACCAUUUUGUCGGGUGCCAACGUUUGUCUCCCCGGAACAACCUCAGGUGAGCAUUGUACUAUUUCUUUUUUUUCAGGCAUUCUACUGUUUUACAGUAUUCACGUCGUGCAUGCCAUUUAAAGGCUCUUACUGCUUCUCCUGCCUUGCUCUGCGCGCUGAUUUAUAGUUCACCCAUUGUGAUGCAUGGGGGCGGCAAAGGUUUUUCGUGGAUACUUUGGAUGGCAACUAAUGAGGCCCCAUCUGCGCGUUCCGAAUGCGUGACGGCUCCUCCGUCGAAACAAACCAGAUUUCCGACAAAGACGGGGGGCGACUGGAAUGGCCAUUUAUGUCUCAUUAACCGUCGUCAGCCAGUCAUACCCAAACUCGAGGUGUGCGACCCCUGGGGCUAGAUCCGUCGGUCUGUUGGUUAGAAGUUCGACGCCUUAAUCACCUUGGGAUUAGACACGGCUGUCUGACGACGGCUAAUAAGCCGGAAACGACAAUCCAUGUCUUAUCUCUGUCAGUGCUGCUAUUCUGCCUAUAUUACGCUCCGUUGUGCAGCGGGACGAGUGAGUUCCGUAAAACGAUAGGCGCCCCCCCCCCUCUGCCAAACCAGAUUUCGUUUACUCGGAGGCUCGUAAGGCCAAGUUACGGAGGAGCCAUUGAUACCUGAACCUCGGUCACUAGUUGGCGACGUUUCGCCCAAGGGUGCAUCAGCUUUAUCAUUAAGGACUGUACAGGAUUGGCCUUGCUGUCACGUUGCCUGCCUAACAAACAGCAAACAAUUCAACAUUGUAGUAGAAAGCUGUCUCCCAUCCCUAGUACAUUGGCGGGUGUUAGUUCGGUUUCCUAAUCAGUGCAGCUGCGUGCUCUGUCCUGCCUGGAUAUCCUCAUCUGAGCGAGCUGUAAUAAUAAUCGCAUUCAUCGAGAACGAGGACCGUCGCAUUGCCGGAGAAGGCGCAUUGGUGGCUUACGCGUGAAUUGGUUUUGUGGUGAGGAAGACCAGCCUAGCAUGUAACCUGCUUUGAACACGCACCCCGUUCCAGUGACGAGGAAGUCAAAACGACUGGGGAUGGUCCGUGCGCACCACACGUGCUGCUUCUUACACGGACUGGACUUCUAAGUCGAGUCUUGGAUCUCAGCAUGCGGGCUACGCUGGGGAGCCACCACAGCCUGAUCUUCAGUUCAGAAAAGGAUCGUCAUUUGACGGAAUUUAAAGGCACGCCGUAGUGAUGGACUGACUUCACUGCUUUCUUUUCCGUUAUGGGCCAAUGGAAAAUCCCAUUUGAACCAGCUAAAGAUGGUGAGGUCGGACGCAGUAACUUUGUGCAGAGCCAUUGUCUAAGGCGCGCUACGCGCACUUUUAGGACCACACGGCGCACCCCGCAUCUACGUUUACGCCAGUUUAGGCUGUAGUAUCUUAUCUCCUGUGUUGCCAUUCGUAGUUACAUCGCUCUUUUUGCAUUUUGUCAGUUGUUACAGGUCAGCGGAUGGCCGCUGUGAGGUACACAGUCAUAAGGGGCGCAAGCGAUGGGAAGAAGUAUGUCCUUCUUGGUGGCACACCGGCGAGACCGAUGCAGCAGGUAGGUCCCUGGACUUCACUUUGUUGGAUUUCUCUGACUGCAUCUGCCGCCCUGAUUCAACUGUUUUUCCCUCCCCCCAGCCGCUGGGAGUUCCAGAGAUGAAUAUGGAGCUGCCUCCGAGUGAUGAACAACUGCCAGGCGAAACUGUAGAAGCCGUGGAAGCUAUCCAAUUCCCCUCAUGGGGUGUGCCGAUGGACGUUGCAAACGACUCCCCCGUAAUUUUGGGACCAACGUCUCCCUCGAAUGGACAGCUGCCAGAGCCUGCUGUAGUAUCAUGA
This is a messenger RNA of Spirometra erinaceieuropaei, 18353 nucleotides long. NCBI's taxonomy places the organism in Eukaryota, Metazoa, Platyhelminthes, Cestoda, Diphyllobothriidea, Diphyllobothriidae. The record is from the annotation of a GenBank genome assembly.